AUGGGCGCGGUGCUGCGGCCGCCUGGGAGAGCGCCUCUGGACGGGGAGCGGCGGCCGAGGAGCUCCUGGGGCGGAGCCGGAGCCCCCGGAGUCGCCCGGCACCGAUCAUCGCCCCUUCAGGAGCUCGGAGGUCUCAGUGGCACCGCAGAGCCCGCACGUAUCCGGGCCGGGCGGGCGCAGAGCAGCGGCUUCACCCGACGAGGCCGCGCCUCCUCCCCGUGCUCAGCGCUGGUGCCGGAGCUCCGCACAGCGCGCGGGUCGCGAACGCCCUCUGCAGCACCGAGCGCGUUCCUUCUGCCAUCGCGUUUCUUGGGGAAGAACGGGGAAACGAGCCGAACCCGACGGAACGCGACGGAGGCGGAAGUGGCCCGGGCUCCCCUGCGCCGGGACGGGCACAGCCCGAGGGGGGAGGCGGCUCCUGGGCACCGACCCCGGCUCUGGGGACGGCGGAGGGCUCCGGGGCCGCGCGCCGCUCACCCCGGGGUCGGAUCCGGCCGAGCCCCGCGGCGGCGCGGGCGAACCCCCACGACCCUCCCCGAGCUCCCAGCGAGACGGAGACGCGGCGUUUUCCAAGCGUUCCUUAAUUUAAUUAAUACACAUCGGCAGCGCCUGCAUUUCCACGCGCACAGCGGCAGGGGGACACGCGGGAGGGCACGGGGCGGGGGUCGCUCGGCGCGGGUGUUCGCUGGGGGCUUCGCCGGGAGCGGGGAGCGGGGCCGCCGGGAGCUGGGGCCGGGCCGGGUGUCAGCUCCCCCCCGCAGCCGCGUCCGGACGCACCGUGAGACUCCGCGGGGCGGCGUGAGCAGCGUCGGCAGCGGG
Numida meleagris (helmeted guineafowl) is the source of this 819-nucleotide messenger RNA. RefSeq names its product translation initiation factor IF-2-like. The record is from RefSeq and is a predicted model, not a curated record. Lineage: Eukaryota; Metazoa; Chordata; Aves; Galliformes; Numididae.